CACGACGGCAGCCAUGUUAGAUUAGCUUGGUCGAAGAUUUGAUUCAUUGUUUUUAGAGCUUUGAAUAUGUCUUACAACGCUGAAAAACCGGAAGGGGACUCAGAUGUCCCUGAUACAAGAGCUGGUGGAUUUUUUUCUAGUGAUUUUCAAAGACACGAUGAUUUGAAAAAUAUGUUAGACAGUACAAAGGAUAGUCUUAAACUGGACGCGAUGAAAAGGAUUGUUGGGAUGAUGGCUGAUGGGAGAGAUGUAUCAGACCUUUUUGCUGCAGUGGUUAAGAAUGUUGUCUCUAAAAAUGUUGAAGUCAAAAAGCUGGUUUACUUGUACCUCGUCAGAUAUGCUGAAGAACAACAAGACUUAGCUCUCCUCUCUAUAAGCACAUUUCAGAAAGGACUGAAGGAUCCAAACCAACUUAUCCGUGGAAGUGCUUUACGGGUUUUGUCAAGUAUCAGAGUUCCUGUUAUUGCACCAAUCAUGAUGCUAGCAAUAAAAGAAGGAGUUGCAGAUAUGUCACCUUAUGUUCGGAAAACUGCUGCUCAUGCCAUUCCCAAACUUUACAGUUUGGAUCCUGAACAAAAAGACUGUCUUAUUGAAGUUAUAGAGAAACUAUUGAAAGACAAGACAACGCUUGUUGCAGGCAGUGCUGUUAUGGCUUUUGAGGAUGUUUGCCCAGAGAGAAUAGAUUUGAUACACAAAAACUACCGCAAAUUGUGUAACUUGUUGAUAGACAUUGACGAGUGGGGUCAAGUUGCUGUCAUCCAUAUGCUCACAAGAUAUGCCCGAUCACAAUUUAUUGACCCAAACAAAGAGCCCUCAUCAGAGGAAGCCUUCUAUCCCCAAUCUGAUGAUUCUGAUGAUGAUUCUGAUGAUGAUGAAUCCAGAAAGGAACCAAAGAAGCAGACUUACAUGAUGGAUCCUGAUCAUCGCCUUCUGUUGAGGACAUGUAAGCCACUUCUUCAGAGCAGGAAUGCAGCAGUGGUGAUGGCAGUAGCAAGAGUGUAUCAUCAUUUAGCACCCACAAAUGAAGUUGGAAUUGUGGCACGUUCCUUAGUCAGACUCCUUAGAAGUCACAGGGAGGUCCAAAGUGUUGUCCUCAGUAAUAUUGCAACAAUGUCUUUCACAAGAAAGGGAAUGUUUGAGCCAUACCUGAAAGGAUUCUUUGUCCAUUCAAGUGAUCCAACACACAUCCGUUUAUUAAAGCUAGAAGUUAUGACAAAUAUUGCUGGAGAGACAAGUAUUGGCACAAUACUUAGAGAGUUCCAAAGCUAUAUAUCCAGUCCAGAUAAGCAGUUUGUAGCUUCAACAAUUCAAGCCAUUGGGCGAUGUGCCUCAAACAUUUCUGAAGUUACAGAGACUUGCUUAGCUGGCCUGGUGCGACUGCUUUCUAACAGAGAUGAGGUAGUGGUAGCAGAGAGUGUAGUGGUCAUCAAAAAACUUCUACAGCUUAAGCCUAAGGGGAAUUCAGAGAUCAUCAUGCAUAUGGCAAAAUUAGUAGAUACCAUCACGGUUCCAAUGGCCAGAGCAAGUAUUCUGUGGUUAUUAGGAGAAUAUUGUGAAAGAGUGCCAAAGGUAGCACCAGAUGUUUUGAGGAAAAUGGCAAAAAUAUUUGGAUCAGAGGAAGACAUUGUCAAGUUACAAAUUUUGAAUUUAGCUGCAAAGCUCUUCAUAACAAACCCUAAACAGACAAAACUUCUUGGUCAGUAUGUACUGAACCUUGCAAAAUAUGACCAGAGUUAUGAUGUCAGAGACCGAGCUAGGUUUCUACGGCAACUGCUUAUUCCAAGUGAUACGGGAGGUCAUCUAAGUAAACAUGUGAAGAAAAUUUUCUUGGCUUCAAAACCACCCCCAAUUAUACAAUCAGUGUUUAAAGAUCGCCAAGGGUUUCAGGUUGGCUCUUUGUCUCAUAUGAUGAACCUUAAAGCUAAUGGUUAUCAGGAAUUACCUCAGUUUCCAGAGGUUGCUCCAGAUCCUUCUGUCAGAAAUGUAGAAAUUGAGCCAGUAUGGGGAACAAGCUCUAGGAAGAAAACUGGUAAAGCAAAGAAAACUUCUUUUUACUCGGAGUCAGAGACAGAAUCAGGCUCAGAAUCAGAGAGUGACAGUGAGGAAGAGAGUGGAAGCAGCAGUGGUUCAGAAGAGGAUGAAGAUGAGGAUCAGAGCAAGACAGAAUCAGAGGCAUCUACUAAGGGUGAUAGUGAGGAGGAGAGUGAUGCAAGUGAAAGUGAGGAGAAGUCAUCUUCAGAGUCAGAGACAGAUGAAAGCAGUGAAAACAGCUCAGAUAUUUCAUCUGAAGAUGAGAAGAUUCCAGUAAAGAAACCUAAGACACCAGUUAAGAUUACCAAGCAAGAAAAAUCACCCCAAGGAAAACCAGCUUCAGACAAGGGCAACGCAUUAUUGAUUCUCGAUGACUUAAAUGAACCAGUGACUUCCAGUGUAGGUUCAAGUUCCAGUAACAUAAUGUCACCAAGUCUUGCUUCUGAGAUCGAAUCUUUAUCAUUUUCAAAUGAUGCACCUACUGUCGUUGCCCCACUUAGUCCAAGUUUUUCAUCUGCAAAAUCACACGAGCUUCUCCAUCGCAUGCAGGGCAAAGGACUCAGUGGCAGUUACAAAUUUACAAGAGGUCCUUGCAUUUACUCCACAUCCAUGGUAGCUGUGGAAGUAACACUGGUCAACAACUCUGAAGCUCCCAUUUCUAAUAUUUCUGUGGAAGAAAAGAAACUAGGAGCAGGAAUGAAAAUGCAUGACUUUCAACCAAUCACAUCACUUGCACCAGGUGCAACCAUUGCAGUGACUGUGGGAAUUGAUUUUAAUGAUACAACUCAGCCUGCCAGUUUUAAUUUGUGUACUCAAUCCAGUAAGUUUCCAGUUAGCAUCAAGGCACCUGUUGGUGAACUAUUACAAGGCUGCCCCAUGACUGAAGCUGACUUCUUGACCAAACAAGGUAAACUUCGAGGCUUAAAUGAGAGUUCUGGAACAGUAGAUAUACCUGGCAACCUUAAUUCUGAAGAAGUGGUAUGUUCAAAGGUGAAGGAGGCUGCUGCCAUCACCUACAUUGGAGCCACGCCCCUUUCUGAGGGGGCAUCAACAUACCGAUUUGCUGCUCGCACCAUCUCUGGAGGAACACAUAUUCUUGUGACAGUUAAAGUACCUGUUGAUGGAAAAAGCAGCUCCAUAACAGUGAAUUGCGAAAAGAUGGCAAUUAGCUCUAUGCUUGUCAAAGAAAUUAAACAAGCCUUGCAGUGAUGUCAGAAUUUCAGUCAUGUGACUGUCGUCAAACAUUUAUUGUGAAAGAAUGGACAAUAACUUUUCUCCACAUUACUAUAGAUCAUAUUUUUCCUCAUAGACACAAUAUCUAUCUUUCAAAUUAUGCAUGACAACUAUUUGAAUAAAAGUCCAAAAUACUCUGAGAUCACAUGAGAACUACAUGUAUUUUGAAAAUGGAAUGCUUUCCGUGGCCACCUAAGAAAAUUAAAAGGGUCUUAGAAUGUUCUGAAGGUCACAGGAAAUUAUGUUGUAGUUAGCAGAUGAGAACAAAGGUUGAAAACUCAGUUUGACAAUAAGCAAAGUUACUGGUAGACAUUCAUUAUGGGUAUUAUCUGCUGUUUCAUAACCAUGUGCAGUAUUGAUUGAUGAGUGAUUCUCUCAGUUUUGGAGUUAUAUUAAAUUCAGUCACCUCUCCAAAAACCUUCAAGAGUACCAUGAAUGUUAUGUUGCAUAUGGUUGGCCAAUUAUCAUAGAAAUCAGCCCUUAUAUGCUGUUAAUGUGGCAUGGAUUACUUCUCCUUCCUGGCAAUGAGAUAACCAAUAACAACAGUGUUUUACAGUUUUGUCUCUGUACCAUUUGAUAUCAUUGUAACAAUACAUAAUUGCCUCCCAAAUUUUGUUCAUCCAAGCCACCAGAACUCAUCAACUUUCUAAUUAGGGGUGAUAUCAUUCCCCACAUCUAAAUCUAUAUUAUACACUUUCAAGAAACUGGUUUUAAAAUCAAUAAGAUCUAUCUUGGAUUGAAAGUAACAAAAUGUUCUGUUAUGGAUUGACAAUAUCAAUCAAUUAACCCCUUUGCUGCCAAUCGUAAUGAGAAGUCUUGUGCCAACACAAAUUGACUCUUUUUUUCAGAAUUGGACACUAAAUCUGUUUUGCCAGAUGUGGAACUGGGCAUUAGUUCUUACCAGUCUUCUAAACUGUUUUUAGUCUUAGAUGCCAGGUUAUUUUACAUCUUCAGUGCUGGGGAUUUGACUGUUACUCUCUAACUUUCGACAUACUGAGUAUGUCAUGUAGCCACACAAACUUCAAAUUUAGUUACAUACUCAGUAUGUCAUGCAGGCAGUGAAGGGAUUAAUGGUUUUGGAUGAAUGCAAAGCACCAUCAUUUUCUGUUAGUUUCUCAGGGUAGAGACUUUAUUUGUUGCGAGAAAUGUUGUUGUCUUCAACUCAUUUCACUUCCUACAGAAACAACAGUCAUUUCAGCAGUUAAAUGAGUAAUUAGCCAGAAAUUCCUUCUUGAGUAGAAAGAGUUUUGUCUAACAAGCACAGCAAUACAGUAACUUAAUAAAUAAUCAAAACAA
Messenger RNA from Pocillopora damicornis (cauliflower coral), 4560 nucleotides. RefSeq names its product AP-3 complex subunit beta-1. NCBI's taxonomy places the organism in Eukaryota, Metazoa, Cnidaria, Anthozoa, Scleractinia, Pocilloporidae. Gene Ontology annotation, biological process: intracellular protein transport; vesicle-mediated transport. The record is from RefSeq and is a predicted model, not a curated record. Gene Ontology annotation, cellular component: AP-3 adaptor complex; membrane coat.